Aphanomyces astaci is the source of this 825-nucleotide messenger RNA. RefSeq lists its product as hypothetical. Bases 1 to 825 code for a protein of 274 amino acids. The record is from RefSeq and is a predicted model, not a curated record. Lineage: Eukaryota; Oomycota; Saprolegniomycetes; Saprolegniales; Verrucalvaceae. The transcript has 2 exons.
AUGCUUCUGUCGCUGGCUAAGACCAUGCGUCAACGCCAAUUCGUCCUUGCCCUGCUGGCCACACAACACGUCGAACGGCCACUGAUCCCCGAAGUCCGUUUCAACCUGGACGAUAUGACGGAUGCUAACGCAGUGCUCGACUACCGCUUUGACGUCGUGGGCAUCCGCAAACUCGGCUACUACCUCGGCCUACCAGCGGUGGUGGGCUCGCCGCUACGUAACGUCUACGGAUUUAUUGACGGGACAAAGGUCCAAACGUGCCGUAUUCAAUCGUCGGGGGAUGGCAAUAACCUGCAAAAACAAAUCUACAGCGGCCACAAGCGGAUUCACUGCCUCAACUACCAAGCUGUGACGUGCCCCGAUGGCAUCUGUGUGCACUUCUUCGGCCCAAUCGAGGGUCGUCGUCACGACGCCACCAUGCUCAGGUCCAGCAAGCUGCUUGAAUUCUUUGGACUGCACCCGGACGUGUUUGCAUCCAAGUACCUAUAUGGUGACCCAGCGUAUGGUGUUGUGGAAUUUCUCUUGUCGGGUUACAAAGGAAACAAUAUUUCUGAGCGAAAGCGCGAGUUCAACAAGUGGAUGAGCCGGGUACGCCAAUCUGUGGAGUGGAACUUCAAAAUCCUGAAGACGUUGUGGUCAUUUAUCACAUUUAAAAUGUUGUCCAAGAUUCAACUUUCCCCCGUGGCCAAGAUUGUAUCAAUUGCCAUGCUACUCACCAAUUGUCAUUGCUGUCACUUUAGAGGAAAUCAAAUCAGUGAUUUUUUUGACAUGGAGCCUCCAAGUUUAAAGGAAUAUCUAGAUACGCUCGAAAUUGUAGAAAUUUAA